This is a messenger RNA of Quercus robur (English oak), 1615 nucleotides long. Its product is annotated as ribonuclease 3-like protein 2. The coding region runs from base 95 to 1309 and encodes 404 amino acids. Lineage: Eukaryota; Viridiplantae; Streptophyta; Magnoliopsida; Fagales; Fagaceae. The transcript is spliced from 5 exons. Gene Ontology annotation, cellular component: nucleus; cytoplasm. Gene Ontology annotation, molecular function: ribonuclease III activity; RNA binding. Gene Ontology annotation, biological process: siRNA processing; rRNA processing. The record is from RefSeq and is a predicted model, not a curated record.
AGCUAGGACUCUCCUGAAAUUGUAGGAAGUUGAAAGAAUUAAGAAAGAAACUAUACAGAGUCCCUUUUUCCAUAAAAGCAAAAAGCCAAUAACGAUGAACGCAAUGGAUUUGGAUCCUGAGCCAGAUAUCCUCACACACUGGUGCACCGAUCUCUACAAUCUCCCUAUGCCCUCAAUCUCACCUUUCCUCUACACAAUCCCCACCGCCACCUCACUCUCCUCCUCCUCCUCCUCCUCCUCCUCCUCCUCACCACCGUCCACAUCCGGUGGUGCUGCUGAUGACAUGGCAUCUUCGAUAAGAUCCGUGGAAGAAAUCCUCUCCUACAGGUUCAAAGACAAGUCGCUACUAAAAGAAGCACUCACUCACUCCUCUUAUAACAACGGCGAGUCGUUCAAGUCCUACCAGCGCCUCGAGUUUGUCGGCGACGCCGUGCUCGGGCUCGCUCUCAGCAAUUACGUCUUCUUGGCUUACCCUAACCUCGAGCCUGGACAGCUCUCGUCUCUACGCGCCGCCAAUAUCAGCACCGAGAAACUCGCCCGCGUCGCCGUCCGCCACGGCCUCCACCGCUUUAUCAGACAUCAUGCUGCCCCUCUUCAUGAUAAGAUUAAAGAGUUUGCUGAUGCAGUCAGUCUGGAGGACGAUACAGUUGUAUAUGGCGGAUUAGUAAAAGCCCCAAAGAUUCUUGCUGACAUUGUAGAGUCUGUGGCAGCAGCUAUAUAUGUUGAUCUCAAUCUCGACCUGCAACAAUUAUGGGUGAUCUUUAGGGCUCUCUUGGAACCUAUUGUCACACUUGAAGACUUGCAAAAACAACCACAGCCUGUCACGAUGUUGUUUGAGUUGUGUCAGAAGCAAGGGAAGCAAGUUGACAUUAAGUAUUGGAAGAAUGGGGAAAAGAAUAUUGCGACUGUAUAUGUUGAUGGUAAGUUUAUUGCCUCAGGUUCUUCUGAGAAGAAGGAAACUGCAAAGCUUAAUGCAGCAAAGCAAGCUUUGCUCAAGUUAUCGAAAUCUAUGCCCACUAACUUUGGGAGGUUAGAUUUUUCUUUUGGGCUCAAUAAGUCAUUUGAGAUUGAUGGAGCGAAGCAGAAGUUACAUGAGCUUUGUGGCAAGAAAAAAUGGCCUAAGCCUAUUUACAGCCUUGAGAAGGAUGAGGGUCCACCACACGACAAGAAAUAUGUUUCUUCAGUUCAAAUACCAACAAUAGAUGGUGUUUUAUAUAUGGAGGGAGAUGAAAAGUUCAGAGUAAAGGAAGCACAAAAUUCUGCAGCUUCCUUGAUUAUCCGUGCCUUACAAGAAUCUAAUUAUCUAUGAUGGUGCUCCUUUUUUAGAAUAAUAUCAAUGAAGAACAGUUAGAAUGGUUAGGUUUAGUUUAGAAGAAUAUCAGUGAAGAACAGUAAGAAUGGUUAGGUUAAUGGCUACAGCUAAAAUACAUGGAAUACUUUAUGGUCUUGCAAGUAGACCAUGUGAUGUAGGGUUUAAAUGAAUUAUGUUCACUUGAUUGCUUGGGCAUGAUUGGUUUGUGCCAGUAGAUUUUUAACUAAAAUGUACCUAUUUAACAGUUUAACAAUUAACAUUAACAUUUACAGUAUAAAGUGAAAGUUCCGUAUGUAUCAGCCA